This is a messenger RNA of Annulohypoxylon truncatum, 1367 nucleotides long. Its product is annotated as Translin. The record is from RefSeq and is a predicted model, not a curated record. Bases 246 to 986 code for a protein of 246 amino acids. Gene Ontology annotation, biological process: RNA metabolic process. Lineage: Eukaryota; Fungi; Ascomycota; Sordariomycetes; Xylariales; Hypoxylaceae. Gene Ontology annotation, cellular component: cytoplasm; nucleus. The transcript is spliced from 4 exons. Gene Ontology annotation, molecular function: single-stranded DNA binding; sequence-specific DNA binding; RNA binding.
GAUCCAAGAAUUUAAUGAGAUCAAACUGAUUCUAAUAAUGUGUGCGUUAAAAUAUUCAUGAAUAUCAGAAUGCAUCUGCUACUGAAUAAGUACUUUAAUAGUGGUAAUGGAACAUUCAGGCAGGAAUGACCGGACCUUAUGCCAUCCAGCUUAGGUAGAUAUUGUGUGCCCCUCAUUGUAAAACUUUGAUUUUUUUCUUUCUUCAUUUCCCCCAUUUCGGCUACGUAUAUCCGCUUCCUCCUAAGAUGGCUAGUGACGGCACCUCUGGUGGUUCGAUAGACCCUUCUAUCAUUGAAUACCUCAAGGCGCACGGCGAAGAGGAAAUUGAGGUUGGAGACAAGCUCCACCAUAUCGUCGCAGCUCUAAAUCGCCACAUAUCAACUUGCCAGGGCUUUCUUAGCCGCAUCCACUCGACGCCCAGUUCUAAGUUACCUCCGCUCCUAAAGCAGGUAGAGGAUGAUGGCAUCAAACCAGAGAUCAAGAGCAUUGGAGAGCUAGCCCAGUUCACUUCCGACUACCCCUACUACAAGUAUAACGGCAGAUGGACUCGUAGUGUUCAAAAUGUCGUGGCUACUAUCUUGCUGACUGGUUGGUUGGGUGGUUUGGGGACUGAGGCUCGUCCAAGUGAGCUUGGCCGCCUUUUCACAUUAGAAGAGGUCGGUCAGAUCCUAGAAGUCCCCGUCAAUCUCAAGGACAGAGAUGCGUUCCACGUGACCGUCGAGGAAUACAUCUUGGCCUUGACGGAUAUCACAGAGGAGCUUAGUCGCUUGGCAAUGAAUUCCGUAACCAUGGGUGAUAUUGACCUGACCGUUCGAAUCAGCGGCUUCAUAAAGGAUUUAUUUGCCGGAUUUCAGCUACUCAACCUGAAGAAUGACGUCGUCCGAAGAAGAGUCGAUGCUGUCAAAUAUCACGUCAAGAAGGUCGAGGAUGUUAUCUAUGACCUAUCUCUUCGCAACUUAAUCUCUAGGAAGGAGACCAGCUCUUGAUCUAACAGCAAGAAACUAGUUUCUUGUACGCAUACAUCCAUGGAUAGCUUUGGUCUGCUGAGCAUAUGAUUAUAAUAAUCAUACGGAGGGCUACAUACAUACCCGGGCAUAGGUAAAUAGGUCAGGGAAUAGUUUCAUGGGCUCUUUUAUAAAAACAAAUGGACAGUACAGAAAUUUCUGGUGUAGCACCUAAUAAUGAUUAAAUUUGAAAGUCGUCUUGAUGUACGCAUGUUGCUACCCUCUCACAUCCUCGGGAGGUUGUAAACACAUAAAAUAUGCUUAGGUACUUGGGUAUUUACGUACAAUGUACAAAGAUCAGAAUAAAAAAUUAUAUACAUCAAUGCCAGGUGACAUUUAUUACAUCUGAAAUGUCAACGCCCC